AUGCUGCUAGCAUCUGGAGCGGGAUGGGAAUGCGUGAAGGGCGAUCGGGUGUUCCUUCCACCCGCGGGGUCUGGAAACUCCAGGCACUUCUUCUUCCAGAUUUCCAAUCCAGAUCUUGUGGUGGACAACGAUGGUAUCGCCUUAUGCCCGGGCAUCCGAGUGCCACGGAAAUGGCUGAAAAAGAAGAAGGAACUUCGGGUUUUGAUUGUGGGUGCAAGUGGUUUCCUUGGUAGCCAACUUGCUUUGGGAUUGGCGGCACACAAUCAUCGUAACCUCCGAUUUGUGGUGACAGGUUUGGAUUUGGUGCGUUCAGAGAGGACUCUUCUUCUGGAGAACAAGGGCAUUGAAGUGAUUAUUGGAAGUGCAACAUAUCCAAAGCUGGCCAUGGCAGUGACGAAAAGUAAAAAGCCAAACAUUGUGGUGGAUUUUACACAACAGGAGCAUAGCUGGAAUUUAGAGGACAAUGAAAGAACUAUAAAGUCAUUGAUUGAUGCGGCAUGCAGUAUUCCAUCAACACAAGGUUUCUUUUUUGCAAGCCCUAAUCGGUUCUACAUACCAUCAAGCCGGUCCGGGGAAAAGCUGGUGGAAUCUUUGGCACCAGAGCUACCAUUUCCAAUUGUGGAGUGGAGGUUUAGUACAGUUUAUGGGAGAUACGGUCGUCCUGACUUUCCAUACUAUAAAUUUGUUGAUCAGAUUGUGCAUGGGGCAUUGGUUCCACUCUGGAAGCAACGGAAAGGGCGACAAAAUUAUAUAUACAUUAAUGAUGCAGUGACUGUUAUGAUCAAUAGUAUCUUAUCAACUCACAGCAUUGGAAAGGUGAAUCUUUUUGACAUUGGGACACCAUGGCGGCCUAUCCCUUUUCGACGAGUGAUUCAAGUUAUUGCAAGGCUUACCAACAAGGAAGCUAAGGUUGAAGAAGCAAUGAAUUUUAAUCCGCCACCCUGGGAGGUACCUUAUGAACCUCCAACAAAGCUCUUGCUCCUUAAAUCGUAUACUCCAUUUGAGACUGGUAUGAGCUCAUUCAUAGAAUGGUUCCAGCAAAAUAAGAUGGUUGUAGGAGUGAAGGAUGUUGUCUAG
Messenger RNA from Selaginella moellendorffii, 1077 nucleotides. RefSeq names its product UDP-glucuronate 5'-epimerase-like. NCBI's taxonomy places the organism in Eukaryota, Viridiplantae, Streptophyta, Lycopodiopsida, Selaginellales, Selaginellaceae. The record is from RefSeq and is a predicted model, not a curated record. Bases 1 to 1077 code for a protein of 358 amino acids. The transcript has 3 exons.